AUGUCCCUCUCGGCCCCGAUCCCAGACGUGACAUCUCCAGGCAUCGGAGAUGGUCAAGCACCAGGCCCUUCUCUCGCCGCUUCGAUGGUCAUCCGGCCAAACGCCAUCGCCGCGCUGGAGCACUACAAGCAGAAAGAUACGUCUAAAGUCGUAGUCCGCUUCAAGUCCAUCGGCGCCGCCCCGAUAAUGAAGAACAACGUCUUCAAGGUCACCGCGGGAAACAAGUACGCGACGGUGGUGACCUUCCUCCGGGGACAGCUUGGGAGCAAAGAGGGGGAUCCACUCUUCACCUACGUCAAUGCAGCAUUUACUCCUGCACCGGAUGAUAUAGUUGGGAACCUGUACAAAUGCUUUGGGACAGAAGGCCACUUGAUCAUCAACUACAGUAAUACGCAAGCCUGGGCAUGA
Dioszegia hungarica is the source of this 408-nucleotide messenger RNA. RefSeq names its product ubiquitin-like autophagy protein Apg12-domain-containing protein. Gene Ontology annotation, cellular component: phagophore assembly site membrane; cytoplasm; Atg12-Atg5-Atg16 complex. Bases 1 to 408 code for a protein of 135 amino acids. Gene Ontology annotation, biological process: nucleophagy; autophagosome assembly; C-terminal protein lipidation. Lineage: Eukaryota; Fungi; Basidiomycota; Tremellomycetes; Tremellales; Bulleribasidiaceae. The transcript is spliced from 5 exons. The record is from RefSeq and is a predicted model, not a curated record.